This is a messenger RNA of Peronospora belbahrii, 966 nucleotides long. The record is from the annotation of a GenBank genome assembly. NCBI's taxonomy places the organism in Eukaryota, Oomycota, Peronosporomycetes, Peronosporales, Peronosporaceae.
AUGGCAAGUAGUAGCAACUUUUUUUUGUGUCUUUUGCUUUGGAUAAAUCUAUUUGACUUGAAUCGAUCAUCUGCCGAGCUUUUAUUCUCUUUUGAACAUCGUUCAAAAGCUGGAUUUUAUCCUUGCAAGAAGGAUCAAAGUCGGAUAAAAUCUAAGGAUAAAACAGUGCCACUUUUUCGUACCGAUGAAGCAAUUCGUGGGAUUCUAACGGUAAAAAUCCAUGGUGGAAAAUCCAUGCAACAUAAUGGAUUAACGGUCAAAUUACUUGGCCGGAUUAAACUAUCCGUGGAUCGAAAAGACGGAGUUGAUGAUUUUAUUCAUUCCUGUUAUGAAUUACAACCACGUGGUGCAAUAAUCCAAGGUGAAAAAGCAUUUUCAUUGGAUUUUUCCAAAGUGGAUAAAAUCCAUGAAACCUAUCAUGGGAAAAGUGUUCAUUUGCGAUAUUUUCUACGAGCAACUUUAGCAAGAGGAUAUUAUCCAUUGAUUCAAGAACAAGAUAUUUUGAUUCAAGCGCAAAUGUCACUUCCUCCAAUAAAUCAAUCCAUUCAACUGGAAGUCGGGAUUGAAGAGUGUUUACAUCUUGCAUUUCAAUAUGAAAAAUCAACAUAUCACUUGAACGAUGUCGUGAUUGGCAAGAUUGUUUUCCAUCUCGUACGGAUAAAAAUCAAGCACAUGGAGCUGGUAAUUCUCCGUCGUGAAACGGUCGGGUCUAGUGGUAAUUGUACACAACGCCAUUGUGAAAAUGAGAUUGUCACGAAAUUUGAAAUCAUGGAUGGGGCACCAAUCAAGGGUGAAAACGUACCAGUGCGUCUCUAUCUUGCUCCAUAUGACCUUACACCAACGUAUUGUAAUGUAUUGAAUCGCUUUUCCGUCAAGUACUUUUUGAAUCUUGUCUUGGUGGAUGAAGAAGAGCGACGAUACUUUAAACAACAAGAAAUUACACUCUGGCGAAAGCAUAUUGGAUAA